AAAUAUUUCAACGCUGUGACACAAGAAAGUGUUUCCGUUCACGCCACUGCUUCGAAAAAAGUUUUGCUUUUUUCCAACGAUGAUAUAUUCGAAACAGACAACGAAGAGUUGAACACCGAAUCAUGUGUGCGAUACAUGACUCCUGCAAAUGUGCUUGGAAUGUUCUCUUGUAGCAUUAGUAGAAGAGUUGCGUGUGUUCCGACUGACCAAGUUGAAAUGUGUGAAAACUCUGCGAAAGUUCCGCUCUCGGAUGAGAUUUUGCAGUUAGAUUCGGCUGACAACAAUGACGACAUCGUGUAUUUCGUGUCUUCGCAAGCUUGUUCGGAUAGACAUGCCGCUCCUUUUGAUCACUCAACUGAGCUUCUGAUUAAUCUGCACAAUUUUCACGAUGAACUUCAACGGGCAGCGACAGCGGCGAAGCCCGAGGGGUCAUUUGAGAGUGGGAUUGUUGUCAAAGUUCAAGAACUGUGCUUGUUUUUGAAAGCCAUGAGUUCUUCAAAAGAGGUUCCGUGCCCAAAUGACGAAUCCUCAGUGAUAAAUUUAUGUCAAACAAACUUCUUCGCAAGCAGUCAAAUUGUUCGUCUGUCGGCUAGCAACACUUUCUGCACUAUCUUCAAGGCUCAUUCUAUACAUCUAGGUGAAAUAAGCGGCCCAAUUCAAAUCGCAAUGAAGGCCAUGAGUUGCAGUGAGACGGUGUUCAAAGUAGCCGACGAACACAAAGUGAUUCAGUUCUCCAGUGAUAACAAUGUCAUGGACUAUACAGUUCUGGACAUCGCAACACUGGAGGAUGAAGGCUGGAUGGAUCAUGCCUUCUGCAAAGUAUGAGUGUACAUGAAAUGAACUACUAAGAAAAGACAGCCCAUCUGUUGCAUGGA
Molecule: messenger RNA, 875 nt
Organism: Symsagittifera roscoffensis
Lineage: Eukaryota; Metazoa; Xenacoelomorpha; Acoela; Convolutidae
Exons: 4
Coding region: 136-825 (229 amino acids)
Source: RefSeq, a predicted model, not a curated record